Gopherus flavomarginatus (Mexican gopher tortoise) is the source of this 5867-nucleotide messenger RNA. RefSeq lists its product as uncharacterized. Bases 674 to 1450 code for a protein of 258 amino acids. The record is from RefSeq and is a predicted model, not a curated record. NCBI's taxonomy places the organism in Eukaryota, Metazoa, Chordata, Testudines, Testudinidae. The transcript has 2 exons.
CUAGUUUGUGUGUAUACUGAAGCAAGGCUAUGUAAUAGUCUAGAAGAUACACACAAUAAACAAACUCUGAAGUGCGUACGCAUCUGAACAUACUGAUGAAUUUCACGUCCUCCAUGUACACAUUUCAAGCUGUUAGCUGAUAAGAGUUUAAAGGUCUGACACUCUAAAAUGGGAAGAAAACAAAAAUCAGUAUCAGAAUACAAUUCAGAACACAAGGAAAUAAUUGAAGGUUAAAACAAAAACAAAAACUGGAAAAAAGGAUGAAGUUGAGUGUAUUCUCUGCAAAUGAUGUGGCCCAAUUAUGAAAUGUAAAUAUUUAUAGGCUGAUAGUUCUAAGUCUACAACAGUAAAAUUUAUUCAAAUGAAAAGUUUUGUUUGACGAUUAGAGAUAUAUUGUUUUCUUAGGCCUGGUCUACACUACGCGUUUAAACUGGAUUUAGUAGCGUUAAACCGAUUUAAUCCUGCACCCGUCCACACAACGAGGUCCUUUAUAUCGAUAUAAAGGGCUCUUUAAACCGGCUUCUGUACUCCUCCCCGAUGAGAAGAGUAGCGCUGAAAUCGGUAUUGCCAUGUCGGAUUAGGGUUAGCGUGGCCGCAAAUCGACGGUAUGGGCCUCCGGGCGGUAUCCCACAGUGCACCACUGUGACCGCUCUGGAAAGCAAUCUGAACUCGGAUGCACUGGCCAGGUAGACAGGAAAAGCCCCCGCGAACUUUUGAAUUUCAUUUCCUGUUUGGCCAGCGUGGAGAGCCCACCAGCACAGGUGACACGCAGAGCUCAUCAGCACAGGUAACAAUGCAGUCUCCUGAGAAUCGAAAAAGAGCUCCAGCAUGGACCGCGUGGAAGGUACUGGAUCUGAUCACCGUAUGGGGAGAGGAUUCCAUGCUAACAGAACUCCGUUCCAAAAGACAAAAUGAAAAAACAUUUGAAAAAAUUUCCAAGGCCAUGAUGAAGAGAGGCCACACCAGGGACUCAGUGCAGUGCCAUGUGAAAGUUAAGGAGCUCAGACAAGCCUACCAGAAAACCAAAGAAGCAAACGGAAGGUCCGGGGCAGGGCCGAAAACAUGCCGCUUCUACGCUGAGCUGUAUGCAAUUCUAGGGAGGUCCACCACCAGUUCCCCACCCCUGUCCGUGGAUUCCGAGGUGGGGGUGGUAAUCUCAGCCAUGGCUGAGGAUUCUGCGGACGGGGAAGAUGAGGAGGAGGAAGAGGAGGACAAGCUUGCAGAGAGCACACAGCACUCCGUUCUCCCCAACAGCCAGGAGCUUUUUCUCACCCAGACGGAAUUACCCUCUCAGCCCUCCCAAGCCACUAGCCCAGACAAUGAAGCCAUGGAAGCGACCUCUGCUGCAAAUUUUUCAAGCCUCCCUACUCCAUCUCGAAGGCUCUCUCAGAUAAGGCGGCGGAAAAAAAAAAGACGCGAGACAAAAUGUUCUUGGAAAUCAUGGAAGUGACCCGCAAUGAAAGAGCUCAUCUGAAUGAGUGGAAGGAUAUGGCAUCAAAUUACAGGAAAGAUGCCAGUGAACGUGAGGACAGGAGGGACCAACGUGAGGAUAGGAGGGACGAACGUGAGGAGAGGAGAGACACUCGAGAUGAGAGGUGGCGGAAGGAAGAUCAGAGGUGUAGGCAGGACGAUCAGCGGUGGCGGGAUGCAACGCUGGGGCUGCUGCGUGAUCAAACUGACAUCCUCCGACGUCUGGUGGAGCUUCAGGAACAGCAGCAGGGUCGCAGAGUGCCGCUGCAGACCCUGUGUAACCACCUUCACCCCUCAUCACGUUCCAUAUCUUCCUCACCCAGACGUGUAAGAACGCGUGGGGGAAGGCUUCAUGCACCCACCCACUCCACCCCCAUGGACAGCCCAACCAAAAGGCUGUCAUUACUUUGAAAUUUUUUUAGUGGCCUUUUCCUUCCCUCCUAUCCUCCUCCCAAACCACACCCGGGAUACCUUGUCAGUUCUCUCUCUCUUUUUAUAAUGAUUUAAUAAAGAAUACAUGAUUUUUAAACGAUAGUGACUUUAUUUCCUUAAGCAAGCUGUAAUCGAAGGGGUAGGGUGAGUUGCUUACAGGGAAUGAGUCAAUCAAGGGGGAGGGGUUCAUCAAGGGGAAACAAACACAGCAGUCACACCGUACCCUGGCCUGUGAUGAAACUCGUUUUCAAAGCUUCUCUGAUGCGCACCGCUUUGUGGUGUGCUCUUCUAAUCGCCCUGGUGUCUGGCUGCACGUAAUCAGUGGCCAGGUGAUUUGCCUCAGCCUCCUUCCCCGCCAUAAAGGUCUCCCCCUUACUCUCACAGAGAUUGUGGAGCACACAGCAAGCAGCAAUAACAAUGGGGACAUUGGUUUGGCUGAGGUCUGAGCAAGUCAGUAAUGUGCGCCAGCGCGCCUUUAAACGGCCAAAUGCACAUUCUGCCACCAUUCUGCACUUGCUCAGCCUGUAGUUGAACAACUCCUGACUACUGUCCAGGCUGCCUGUGUAUGGUUUCAUGAGCCAUGGCAUCAAGGGAUAGGCUGGGUCCCCCAGGAUAGCUACAGGCUUUUCAACAUCCCCAACUGUUAUUUUCUGGUCUGAGAAGUAAUUCCCUUGCUGCAGCCGUUUAAACAGAGAGUGUUCCUGAAGACAUGAGCGUCAUGAACCCUUCCUGGCCAUCUCACGUGGAUGUUGGUGAAACGUCUCUUGUAUUCCACCAGUGCUUGCAGCACUAUUGAAAAGUAGCCCUUGCGGUUUACAUACUGGGUGCCCUGGUGCUCUGGUUCCAAGAUAGGGAUAUGGGUUCCAUCUAUCGCUCCACCACAAUUAGGGAAUCCCAUUGCAGCAAAGCCAUCCACUAUGACCUGCACGUUUCCCAGAGUCACAACUUUUCGUAGCAGCAGCUUAGUGAUUGCUUUGGCUACUUGCAUCACAGCAGCCCCCACAGUAGAUUUUCCCACUCCAAAUUGAUUCCUGACUGACCGGUAGCUGUCUGGCGUUGCAAGCUUCCAGAGGGCUAUCACCACUCACUUAUGAACUGUGAGGGCUGCUCUCAUCUUGGUAUUCUGGCAUUUCAGGGCAGGGGAAAGCAAGUCACAGAGUUCCAUGAAAGUGCCCUUACGCAUGCGAAAGUUUCGCAGCCACUGGGAAUUGUCCCAAACCCGCAAAACUAUGCGGUCCCACCAGUCUGCUUGUUUCCCAGGCCCAAAAUCGGCGUUCAAUGGCUAGAACCUGCCCCAUUUCCAGCAGGAUCUCCAAAGCGCAGGGGACCGCAGUUUGAGAGAAUUCUGUGUCCAUGUCCUCAUCACUCUUGUCGCCGUGCUGCCGUAGCCGCCUCCUCCUCGCCUGGCUUUGCAGGUCCUGGUUCAGCAUAGACUGCACGAGAAUGCCCGAGGUGUUUACAACGUCCACGAUUGCAGUCUUGAUCUGAGCAGGGUCCAUGCUUGCUGUGCUAUGGCAUUUGCACAGUUCACCCAGGAAAAAGGCGCGAAACGGUUGUCUGCUGCUUUCAUGGAGGGAGGGGAGAGGCUGUACCCAGAAUCACCCGCGACAAUGUUUUUUGCCCCAUCAGGCACUGGGAUCUCAACCCAGAAUUCCAAGGGGCGGGGGAGACUGCGGGAACUAUGGGAUAGCUAUGGGAUAGCUACCCGCAGUGCAACGCUCCGGAAAUCGACGCUAGCCUCGGUACAUGGACGAACACUGCCGAAUUAAUGUGCUUAGUGUGGCCGCGUGCACUUGACUUUAUACAGUCUGUUUUACAAAACUAGUUUAUGUAAAAUCGGAAUAAUCCCGUAGUGUAGACAUACCCUUAAACUCAGAGGUGGCAUUGUGUUCUAAGUUUUGUUUUAGUUCUGCAGCAAACCACAUUGAAUUCCGUUCAUCAAAGCAUUUAAUCUACUGAAUACUUUUCCCCCCAUCCUUUCAUCCAUCAAAUAAACCCCGGCAUUUACCCAUAAAAAGUAAUAAUAGUUUUUUUGCACCAAUUUUCACCUUUUUUUGUUGUAAUAAACACUGAUAAAUUCCUGGGAAAAAUAAAAACUAAAAACGAAGGGCUCUGUGUAUAACAGCUUGUUAUAUAGUAUACUGCUGAAAACAUGGUCUAAUCUCAGAGGUGAAAGAGACCAUCUAUCAUAACAAAGAAAAAAAAAGAGAGAGCAGACAUGACAUAUUUCAUAGAGCAACAAAGUCUAUAGAAGAAUUCAGCAAAGGUGAACCAUGUGGAAAAAGCACAUCAUGGCGAUACAGACACAAUGUAUUCUGAAGCUGCUCAUUUCUCAGGCAUGUUUAAUGAUUGUUCUUAUAUAAUUCAUGUGAUAAGGAAUGCCUUAUAAAAUCCAUGGAGAAUUUGUUGGAGAGUACUAGAGACAAUCUUGAUAGGGAUGCUGUAGUACGUUGAACAAGUAUAUGAACCUUUGGAGAGGAAGAGAAAGUCCUAUGGUCUUCAUGCUUGUUGCAUUCCUUCCCCAAACAAUUUUGAGAGCUGUGUAAAUGUCUUGAAUGUAUCACAUUUUUUUGAGUAUUGUUGUUACUCAUUGAAUAAAAUGGGAUUGGAAUAAAGCAGUAAUAAGUUGUGUAAAGGCUUUUAAAGCCUUGUGGGGAGCCUUCAGUGACUGGAUCUUUCCACGAGGGAAUAACAGUGGUUGUUUGGGCCCAAUAUAUUAGCCUAUCCAGUAUUUCUUAUCAAGCUUGAAUAAUUUGACAGAAGGUAGGAUCCUCCUGAAACAGAUCCCAUUUCUGAGCAGGGAAAGUACUCUCAGCUUAGUAUAAAAAUUGAUUAUAGCACUAAAUUUCUUGGAGGUCACUGGUUACAUCACCCUGAUUCCACAGUUUCUUGCGUGUGGGAGUAUUGCUGUGCCCAUGUGAACCCUCAUUGACUUCAGUGGAACUCUAUUUGGGCACUGCAGCCUGCCCACAUACAAUGAAUUGCAAAAUUGGGGCCUUUGAUGGCCUUCUUGCUUUAUUUUGGGGGGAAGGAAUAUUCAUCUUGGCCUGACUUCUCUUUUUCCAAAAUGUGAACAAAAUUGCUCAGUUAUUUGAGUUUCAUGGAAGUUAAAACUCUCUCUCUUCAAAUAAAUCAUCUGAAUUUUAUGCACUAGUAACUGACUUAAAACAUUUGAGGAGGAACUGAUUACCCCUAUGUUUAGGUUGUCCAACACUUUUUCCAUUAUAAAAUAAUUUUGUGAUCUGUUUUGAGGAGUUUUCACACCCCUGUUGUUUACAGCAGGCCUUUGAAAUUUUGCACAAAAAAAACCCUACCUCAAACUAGGGUCGUCUUUUUGGUCCCAUGAAAUUUGUUGUUUUAAAGACUUUGAUGGGCAUUUCUUAAACAACAAUAACUCAUAAUUUUGGCAUCUCAGUAGCUAUAGCUGUUUACCCAGAUCAUGGGUACCAGCAUGGGAAGAAGCAGUUUUCACAGAGCUGUUACUUACCUCACCCUGUCUUGCCCACCUGUAUGAGCGAUGAGUGCACUCUGCCCCAAAGUACCAGCGAGUGUUAUUGUCAUCAUUCUGUGGGAAGUAUGCUGUGCCAAGUAUAGAUCUGGUUCAGAGUACUUCCUAGGAGCCAUGGGGAAACUGGAAGAUACAUUGUUUCUGAGCAUCAAUUUCUGUCUCCUCCUUCAGGGAUAGCACAGUUACGACCUGCACAUAGCUUGGGGCUUGGAACAAAGCCACAACUAAGUCCAUAGGAAGUGCGGUAUGCCAUCCUCCCCCCUCGCUAAUAAAAACCAAUAUGAAAAAAAAUUGGAAAGCUUGCUCAGUUUCAGGUAGUUGAGGAUGAAAAAUUCCAUUAUUACAUGUCUACCUUGAUAUAAUGUUGUCCUUGGGAGCCAAAAAAUCUUACUGCAUUAUAGGUGAAACAAUGUUAUAUUGAACUUGCUUUGAUCCACCGGAGUGCGCAGCCCUGCCC